CCUACACUGGCAUACAGUAGACCUCCGAGCUGUGGUGAUGCGCCGCCUGCGGAUGUAACUUGAGUGGUUACCGUCCUUUAAUCGCCUCUGUGUUUGGACUUCACUUCACAGAGCGGUUUAUCGUCGAAAUUCGAAUCCUGACUGUGAGGGGCGAGGCAGUUCAGCAACAACUCAUGAUAAAGGACCUGGGGUGAAAUAAAUUGUUAAAAGAAAGAAAAAAUAAAAUCAACAAAAAAAAAACAAACCUAAAUUGUAUACACCCUUGUAUACAACGCCAUCUCCAAAUUCGUCUUGAGCAAGUGUUUGCUAGGAGCCUGAAGCAAAUAGCAUCAUGUCGCACAGAAGAAGCCGAAGUGGUUCUCCACCAUCUUACGGCACCAACAGCAAUGACCCUCGUGACCUGGAGAGAAGGAUUUUUGUCGGCAAUUUGCCCACUGCACAUAUGGCGAAGAAGGAUAUGGAAGACCUGUUCAGGCCAUAUGGGAAAAUACAGGCCUUGUCCCUGUUUCGUGGGUAUGGAUUUGUGCAGUUUGAAAGGACGGAAGAUGCUGAGGCAGCUAAAGCAGGACAUAACGGUCGGAUUUAUAGAGGUUAUAAACUAGAUGUAAAUAUGGCUGCGGAGAGACGGCAGAAACCCAGGUCAAGUCCUCCACGCAGGCCUGCUGGUUAUGGGGACAACAGGGAACCCCGUCUCCGUUCUCGAUCCCCAGUGCAUGGUCGAGACUCCCGCGACAGCAGGGAUGGCAGAGACGUGAGGGAACCUAGUCGAGAACCCCGGCCUGGACCACCAAGGGAUCAUGAUGAUGAGCGCUACAGGGGCACAGAUGGAAGAGUUAAAGAAUCUCGAGAAGCUGCUUAUAGAAAUGAUGGUGGUGAUCGCUUUUACCGUGGUGAAUAUGAACCAUACCGCAAGAAAGAUGAUCCUUAUCCUGAACGCUACAGGGAGAACUGGACUGGCAGGAGAGAACCAGAAGAGGAGCGAAUGCGGCCUGAGGAGCGCAGGCGGAACGAGCUGUAUCGUCAGUACUAUGAAGAGCUGCAGAGACGUUACGACGCAGAGAGACCUGUAGACUGUUCGGUCAUCGUGGUCAAUAAGCAGCAGAAGGAGUAUGCAGAAAUGGUGGGGAGGAAGGUACGAGAUCUGGGCAUGGUGGUGGACCUCAUCUUCCUCAACACGGAGGUGUCCCUGACCCAGGCUCUGGAGGACGUGAGCCGGGCUCGCACACCCUUUGCCAUCAUCAUCACCCAGCAGCACGAAGUGCAUCGUUCCUGCACUGUCAACAUUCUCUUUGGCACACCACAGGAGCACAGAAACAUGCCCAUGCAGGAUGCUAUGGUUUUAGUGGCUCACAACUAUGACACCUUUAAGUUGGAGAACCGUGCCAAGGAGCGGGAUGAGAUCUCAAGAAAAGCUGCAAAGAUGGCAGAUGAAGUGUUGAUGAGAGAGCAUGAUAGACAAGGCCACCCAGUCUCAGUAUUGACAGCUAUCACACUGCUGUCAGAGGGCAGGUUCCUGACUCCACAAGAGUUAACGAUACUCAUUAACUAUCUGCAGGAUAAGCGUGAUCGUAUUGUUAGAGGUGGCACAGAUCCUCUUCUUGGAUCCCAUCAGUCUUCUGCAGCAGUCACUCUUGAGACCCCUCAGUCCACUCAGGCUCUUGGUCCUGUUUCCCACCAGACUCAUCCAUCCACACACUCCAUACACAGCUCCCACCUUCCUGCUGCCUCUGCCACUACUACCAACCAGCAGCAAGAGCUGCAGGCUAAAAUUCUCAGCCUCUUCAACAGUGGAUCAGGCUCCUCCGUGUCUCAGAACCAAGUAGCAGUGUCCCAGUCUCAGGGCUAUGGAUCCACACAGAGCUCCAGCCUUUCCUCUUCCUCCACGCUGUCCAACAUGGCCAUGUCUGCUCAUGACUCUCAGGACAUGAUGAAUCCUCACAUGGGCAUUAGGUCCCCUGCUAAUAAUCGCGUAGCACCACCUCAGGGGCUCCAAAGAGCUGGAACUGGGAUUAACUUUGACAACCCUAGUGUUCAGAAAGCCCUUGACACGCUCAUCCAGAGCGGACCUGCCAUUAACCAGCUGGUCAAUUCGGCGAACCUAUCGGCCAGAUCAGGCCAGGGGGUGGGCCAAGGAAUGAACCAAGGUUUAAGCCAGGGACUUGGGCAAGGAAUGAACCAAGGUUUAAGCCAGGGACGUGGGCAAGGAAUGAACCAAGGUUUAAUCCAGGGACCUGGGCAAGGAAUGAACCAAGGAUAUAACCAGGGAGUAGGACAAGGAAUGAGCCAAGGACCGGGACAGGGACUAAGUCAGGGGAUGGGGCAAGGUUCUCACUACCAGCGACAUUUCUGAAACUUGUAAUUUUUUUCUGAAAACUUUUUUUUAUUCUGCAUUUAAUUCUUUAAAAAAGCAGUUCCCUUAAAUUCCUAAACUUUGCCGUUCAAUGUCUUACUUUUUUAUGUAAUGAAUACUAUUUGGACAUGUGAAAGUUCAUUAGUUGGAAUUUAUCUUUUGGACCAGAAAUGGUGACGGACAUAAGUCAUUUAUUAAUGAAGAAUUUGCUGAUCUGACCAGAUAGUUUUGAAUAUUCCCUUUGUGUUAUUUUAUAUGAAGUGUAAUUUGUACAUACUGAUCUGCAAUUCAAUAAAUGACUGACAAAUAAAUGUUUUGUUUAAGUGCACUGAAAUGAAGACUUUGUACAAAUCAGUAAUAAAAUGGUAUUCGUUUAUUGCAUUUUGUGCUGACGAAUCUAUAAAAUGGAAUGGGAAAACUGCCAGAA
Hemibagrus wyckioides is the source of this 2777-nucleotide messenger RNA. It is a transcript of the gene ncoa5, whose product is annotated as nuclear receptor coactivator 5. Gene Ontology annotation, molecular function: RNA binding. Lineage: Eukaryota; Metazoa; Chordata; Actinopteri; Siluriformes; Bagridae. The record is from RefSeq and is a predicted model, not a curated record. Gene Ontology annotation, biological process: regulation of signal transduction. The transcript has 11 exons. Gene Ontology annotation, cellular component: nucleoplasm. The coding region runs from base 332 to 2350 and encodes 672 amino acids.